CUUUGAUGGCGCCGUCGUGAUCGCAGAAUUGCAGACGACGGAGUGAGCGUCACGCGAGGUCGUCGCCGCCGCAGUUGCUGAUUGUAGUGCAAUGUGGAUAUUACAUUGGAUUCUGGUCACUGCCGCUGUCGGGUCAGCGCUCGGCAGUCGCCGGCUAGAGGCAAUUCUUCAGUCACUGGAUUCAAGUGCUCAUGCUGCCUACAGGAUAGUGAGACCACAACUGGUGGACGAUGCCGGCCAUGUCGUCUCAGGCAUUCGAGGGCGCCGUUCAGCGGAAGACCGCCUCCAUUACCAGCUCCCUUUGCCGCAUGGACCGGCAGUGCACGUAACGCUGGAGCCCAACCGGCGUCUGAUCGGCCCGGGAUUUGCGAUUGAACGAUGGGGUAACGACAGCAAGGCCAGCGUUCAAACGCCCAAUUGUUUCUUCUUGGGCAGCGUACGAAACGUCACCGGAAGGUCAACCGUCGCCCUCUCCACUUGCUCUGGAUUGAGGGGUAUGGUACGUCUGGAGGACGACGACUACCUGGUGGAGCCCCUGGAAGGAGGGGGAGAGGAUCGAGCACACGUUGUCUACCGCAGGUCAGCGCUGCGGAGAGGUUCAUCGCUUUGCGCAACGAAAGACAGCAGCUGGGAGCGGACCAGGAAGGGCACCCAGAGGAAGAAGCGAUCUGUGAGUCGGGAGCGCAAUGUGGAAACCCUGGUUGUGGCAGACAGCACCAUGGUUGAAUACUACUCGAACGAAGACAUCGAAACCUACCUGCUCACAGUACUCAACAUGGUGUCUUCUCUCUACCAUGACGCCAGCAUUGGUAAUGCCAUCAACGUGGUCCUCGUCCGCAUGAUCAUCUUGGACAAAAGCAAGGAACUGGAGAUUAACGCAUCCUCAGCAGAUAGCGCGUUGAAAAGCUUUUGUCGCUGGCAACGCUUUGUAAACCCUCUAGACGAGAACCAUCCUAACCAUCAUGAUGUUGCAAUCCUGAUAACCAGAUACAAAAUGUGCAUUCGUAAUGGCGAACCCUGCAACACAUUGGGCUUGGCUGAAGUGGCCGGGAUGUGCCAGCCGCAACGCAGCUGCAACGUCAACGAAGACUCGGGUCUGACACUCGCCUACACUAUAGCGCAUGAACUGGGCCAUAACUUCGGAAUGAGUCACGACGGUCCCCAAAACGGCUGUCAGCAUGUGCCGGGUGAACGACAGCACGUGAUGGCACCUCAGCUAAGCGCUGACACAUCGCCGGUGGUUUGGUCCGACUGUAGCCGCGAGGAGAUCACGCGGUUCUUGGAUCGUGACUGGGGACGUUGUCUGGACGAUGAGCCACAGUCUCAUUACGCCUUCCCUCAGCUUCCGCCGGGUGCAAUGUACGACGCCCAUCACCAGUGUAGACUGCAGUAUGGGCCCGAGGCUGAACAUUGUCCAGGGAUCGAGGAAGUGUGCCAGACCCUAUGGUGCCGCCUGGACAGCAAGUGCAUUACGAAAAUGGAGCCUGCUGCGGAAGGAACAGUUUGCGGCAAAAACAAGUGGUGCCACCUCGGCAACUGCACGGAAAUUGGAGACCGUCCUGCGGCGAUAGACGGCGGAUGGGGACCCUGGUCACCGUGGUCGACGUGUACGCGCUCCUGUGGAGGGGGCGUCGCGUUCUCGGAGAGACACUGCGAUAAUCCCAUGCCCUCAAAUGGGGGACGCUACUGCAUUGGGGAAAGGAAGAGGUACAAGCUGUGCAACACUGAGCAAGCGUGUCCGGAAGGGUCGCCAAGUUUCCGUGCCGUGCAAUGCAGUAACUUCAACAAUAUUCCACACAAAGGGGAACUAUUCAACUGGUCUCCUGUUUCUUCAUCUGCAACCCCGUGUCAGCUCCACUGUAAACCCGAUGGGAAGUUCUUCUCCGUGAUGCUCCAGGAAUCUGUGGUCGAUGGAACGCCUUGCAGUCCUGGAUCGCGUGAUGUUUGCAUCAACGGAAAAUGCAAACGCGUUGCGUGCGACUGGGGCAUCGAGUCCAGCGCCCAAGAGGAUCGCUGCGGUAUCUGCCAUGGCGACGGGACGCAGUGCAUCACAGUUCGGAAGGAGUUCACCCAGAAGCAGGGGCUUGGAUACAUUGAGGUGGGGAAAAUUCCCAAAGGAGCUCGUAAUAUUCACAUAGAAGAAGUCGCACAGUCUAGCAACUAUGUGGCAAUCCAAGGAGCUGCUGAUGGCGAAUUUUUUCUCAACGGAGAAUGGUUCAUUCAGUGGAGUGGAGAGUAUGCUGCUGCUGGUACUACACUUUUUUAUCAAAGGGAUGGAGAGAAGGAAGUGGUACAUGCACCGGGACCUAUUAAGGGAGACCUGUUGCUAUACCUGCUGUUCCAAGCUGAAAAUCCGGGCCUCAAGUAUGAGUAUACAGUGCCAGACGAAAAUGUGAGGCGCCAGACAGAGUUUAAAUGGAACUUCCUAGAAUGGACGCCCUGCACGGUUACCUGUGGUGGUGGUGUCCAGGUGUCUUCGGCCAAGUGCAUGGAGAAGGAAGCGGGACUGGUAGAAGACACCUACUGCAACGCAACGCACAAGCCCCCAGCAGAGAGCCGUCCCUGCAACAAGCAUCCUUGUCCCGCAAGGUGGUGGACAGGCCCUUGGCAGCCUUGCUCAGCUACUUGUGGCGGAGUGCGUCACCGCACAGUUCUCUGUGUGCGAUCGCGAGGCAUGAAUGAGCAGCUUGCCCUGAUGGAUGACUCCUGUGCCGCACAAACGAGGCCAACUGAAACAGAACCCUGCUCCGGUCAUCCAAGAUGCCCAGAGGAUGCCCCUCAAUGGAACGUUGGCAACUGGACAGAGGAUUGUUCCAGCGACCCUUGUGGCAACCAAACGAGGGAAGUAACAUGCUCUCACGAUGCCUGUGAUCCAAACACUCGGCCCUCAGAUACAAGAGUCUGCAACUCAGUUGAGUGUGGAGUGUGGCUCGUCGGAAACUGGUCACAGUGCUCAGAAAGUUGUGGUGGCGGGCAACAGUUCCGGGAAGUGACCUGCAGUCAGGGUGUCCUGUGCCACAUUGCAUCGCGCCCAGUCGCUGUACAAGAGUGCAACAAUCUUCCAUGUGGGGACACGGUGAAUGAGAACGCUUCCCAACCAAAUCUCACGUCUUCCGCGAACGUGGUGUUAUCCUCUCCUCAGCCAGCUGUAACAAGCAGCAGCGUACUGCACAAAGUGAAUGACAGGCCGACGGAAACCGUGGUGGACAUGAAGCCCAACUUCAUCUUGGACAUUCCAGACGAUUUCUGGAACGUCACCGGGGCUCCACGCCGGACAGUUGUACUGGAAGAUGCCCGUUAUGCUUGGAGAGCUUCCAAAUGGACAAAGUGUUCUCGUGCUUGUGGUGGGGGUGAACGAAGAAGGAAAGUCAAGUGCGUUGACAAGGUCACUCAGAAAGAAGUGCCAGAAGACCUCUGCUACUUACACACCCAGCAUCUCAAGCCUCCGAACAGAUCUUUAUGCAAUAUUGACUUGUGUCUCGAAUGGCAGACAACAGAGUGGAGCAAGUGCUCGGCAAAAUGUGGCCCUGGACAGAAACAGAGAGAGGUAACCUGUCCGAUGCACAAUCGGUGUGAUCUGGCAAAACGGCCACUUAGCACGACAACGUGUAACCGUGGCCCUUGCUUCGCCUGGGUGGCAGGUCCAUGGAGUCAGUGUUCUGUGAGCUGUGGCAUUGGGACGCAAGUUCGUCACGUCAAAUGUGCCAACCAGCACACUCUCGAACAAUUCCCUGUGGCUACGUGUUCGAGGGUGCCACGACCCCCUAGAGAGCAGGCUUGCGGAGGAGAGCUCUGCCCACAGGACCCGUCCGAGAAACAAGCUGAACUGAAGGAUUGCAGAGACUCCCCACAGCAUGCGUGCCCUGUGCUUCGACACACAUGUGCCAGGUCUCGGUAUGUUCGAGUCCAUUGCUGCCGUACGUGCAGAAGAAGAGAGGUCGUCCCGUGAACUGAAAAAGAAAGAAUACACCAAGAAGCAAAACAUAUCGACGGGCGGUCUGGCACCCCGUAUUUAUGCACAGUCUGCUUUUGUUAUUGAAUCUUUCUGAAGGACAAACAGUGUCACAGUUGUUGUUGGAUGUUUUUAUGCCGGUUUACGUGGUGUAUACUUCGGCGUUGUACAAACGAAUAUUAUGGCACCUUUGUAGGGUGCAGCUGGACACAAACGGUUUUAAGAAAUGGGGCACUAGUAUCGUAAUUUGGUACUUAAAAAGACACUUGAAAUCUACUUACAUAUUUAAUACCGGAGUAGUGCCACGAAGAUGGAUUUCACUGGAACAACGAAGCGACAUUGCUCUCAUUCAAAGCGUUAGUCACUGUACAUGACAACUAGUGGAUUCAGCUCCCAGCUCCAAAUGUUCAGUUAACUGUUUGCCUUGGUUUUAAUGUAUGUUGUAUUACUACAGCUUGUACAGCGUGCUUCGAUGACAAUAGAUCCUGAAUCGUCAGUUCUUUAAGCUACAGUGAUAUGCCGUCGAUCUACAUUUGCAAAACUGUUACAUCCGGUACCACUCAUUAGCAUGUGGCAAUGGAGCAUGAUGAACAAGAAUAAAAGGGUAUUUAAGGACGUA
Messenger RNA from Ornithodoros turicata, 4571 nucleotides. RefSeq names its product A disintegrin and metalloproteinase with thrombospondin motifs 7-like. The transcript has 25 exons. Lineage: Eukaryota; Metazoa; Arthropoda; Arachnida; Ixodida; Argasidae. Gene Ontology annotation, cellular component: extracellular matrix. Gene Ontology annotation, molecular function: metalloendopeptidase activity. The record is from RefSeq and is a predicted model, not a curated record. Bases 92 to 3949 code for a protein of 1285 amino acids. Gene Ontology annotation, biological process: extracellular matrix organization; proteolysis.